Molecule: messenger RNA, 5088 nt
Organism: Sphaeramia orbicularis (orbiculate cardinalfish)
Lineage: Eukaryota; Metazoa; Chordata; Actinopteri; Kurtiformes; Apogonidae
Gene: slc40a1
Product: solute carrier family 40 member 1
Exons: 8
Coding region: 322-2028 (568 amino acids)
Biological process (GO): iron ion transmembrane transport
Cellular component (GO): basolateral plasma membrane
Molecular function (GO): iron ion transmembrane transporter activity; peptide hormone binding
Source: RefSeq, a predicted model, not a curated record
AGGCGGGACGUAAACACAGUCAGUGCGGAGGAAAGCGUCAGCUGGAUGCUCGCUGGAUUCAGCUCCUGUCUUUGUGAUUUUGAGACCAAAUAGCCCUUUAGGCUAUACAAUCAUUUCUUUCCAACUUCAGCUACAGUGCUAGCUAAGUUUGGAAAGGAGAAAAGGGGAGAAACGCCGUGCUCUAUUUUGCUUUUUGUGUUACGGUCGACGGUUAGAUGCUGCAUUAGCCCCAGUCGACCUCCCCUACAUUACAAAGGAGCGGACAACGUAAAGAAAUAACAACACUGACCUGGUUAUUUUUGCUUUUCGGAGAACUAAAAAAUGGAUAACUCUGGACCCAAGAAGACAUGUUGUGAAUCUAUCCGAGACUUCUUCACUUCAGCUAAAUUUCUUAUUUACAUGGGCCAUGCGCUGUCAACGUGGGGUGACCGAAUGUGGAACUUUGCCGUUGCCGUCUUUCUGGUGGAGCUGUAUGGGAACAGCCUGCUGCUCACAGCAGUGUAUGGUCUGGUGGUGGCUGGCUCUGUGCUGCUGCUGGGGGCCAUCAUUGGGGACUGGGUGGACAGAAAUCCCAGACUUAAAGUGGCCCAGACUUCGCUGCUCGUCCAGAAUAGUUGUGUCAUAGUGUGUGGGAUCCUCCUGAUGGUUGUUUUCCAGUUCAAAGAACAGCUUGUAGAGCUUUACAAUGGAUGGAUUCUGACAACCUGCUACAUUCUGGUGAUCACCAUUGCCAACAUUGCAAACCUGGCCAGCACGGCCAUGUCCAUCACCAUCCAGAGGGACUGGGUGGUGGUUGUGGCAGGUCAGGACAGCAGCAAGUUGGCAGAUAUGAAUGCCACAGUGCGGAUUAUUGACCAGCUCACCAACAUCCUGGCUCCCAUGCUGGUGGGUCAGAUCAUGGCUUUUGGCUCCCAUUUCAUUGGCUGUGGCUUCAUCUCUGGCUGGAACCUGUGCUCCAUGUGUCUGGAGUAUGCACUGCUGUGGAAGGUCUACCAGAAAACGCCAGCCCUGGCUGUAAAAGCUGGCCAGAAAGACCAGCAGCAAGAACUGAAAGAUCUCAGCCCUGUGAGAGAUAUGGAAAAUGGUCAGAGUCCUGAGGAGUCAUCUCAGCCACUGAUGAAUGACACUAGAGUGGUGGCAAAUCCUGAUGAUCCCAAGCGUCACGGCUGUUGCCAUCAGGUCUCUGAACCACUGCGCACCUUCAAGGCUGGAUGGGUGGCGUACUACAACCAAAACAUCUUCUUUGCCGGCAUGUCCCUGGCAUUCCUCUACAUGACAGUGCUGGGCUUCGACUGCAUCACCACCGGCUAUGCCUACACACAGGGUCUCAACGGCUCUGUGCUCAGCCUGCUGAUGGGGGCCUCGGCUGUCUCGGGCAUCUGUGGCACCGUUGCCUUCACCUGGGUUCGGAAAAAGUGCGGCCUGAUCCGCACUGGCUUCAUCUCAGGCGUGGCCCAGUUGUCCUGCCUAAUGCUGUGCGUGGUGUCAGUCUUUGCUCCCGGGAGUCCCUUCGACCUCAGUGUGUCACCAUUCCAGGAUCUUUACACUCAUCUGAUUGGAGAGAAGGUGCUGCCUGAGGCAGACCACAGCCUGACUGGUGUUCUCUCCAGUGGAAACGCUACAACUCCUGCACCAGCUGAAGAACUGCCUCCUCUCCAGUCUUACAUGUCCGUCAGUCUGCUGUUCGCUGGAGUCAUUGCUGCUAGAGUUGGUCUGUGGUCUUUUGACCUGACCGUGACCCAACUCAUCCAGGAGAAUGUGAUUGAGUCGGAGCGCGGCGUGAUCAAUGGUGUCCAGAACUCCAUGAAUUACCUCUUAGACCUGCUGCACUUCAUCAUGGUGAUUCUGGCUCCAAACCCAGAGGCCUUUGGUCUUCUGGUCAUCAUCUCUGUCUCCUUCGUGGCUAUGGGUCACAUCAUGUAUUUUCGAUUUGCCUUCAAGAGCCUGGGCAGCCGCCUCUUCCUGUGUUGUUCGCCAGAGCAGAAGGUGGAGACGGUAGACAGCCCCUCACUUCCUACCACUGUCUAAGACUGUUAAAGAGACUCCGUUCUGGGUACAUAUCUGUCAGGUCUUUCCCUAACCCUGGCUCCUAUAUAGCAAACUAACAUCCUUUCUUGUAGCAGAAAGCUAAUGCUAACAUUAAAGGUACAGUAACGUAACAUGCUAUGCUCAGCCAUUAAUAAAGCACUAAUCAUCAGCAGAGGUAGGUGAGUAGUAAGGUUGUAGUCAGAUAAAACUAAAACUGUUCAGUUUAAGGCAGGGUUUAUCUUACGUUUUGUCUGUUUGGGAGUCAGAUGAGAUCAGCCUCUUGACUGCAAAAGUCUGGUGCUUUCACAUAUAUAUGUACUAUGAUCCACCACUUUGAGGCUUGCGACCUUUUUUGGGUCUAGUUUGAGAUGUCAAGGGAGAUUCUCCUCAUAAAAACCUGGAUCUAGCUGAGAAAAAACAAUGUAGAGGUGCUUCAGCUGAUCAGAGGGCAAAAUGGAGGAGGAAUGUAGGAGGGAACCCUGGCAGCUUUUCUCAAACAGGCUCAAAGCAGAGCGUUCCAUUUGCAGAUGCUUCUCAGUGACCUCACUAAUGCUGUAGCUGCUUUCUCUAAGAACCUAGAGUUUCUAUUUGUACAAAGAGCAGGUUGUGGAUAUUGUUCUCCUGCAGUGGAGCAAAGGUUCUACUUAACACAUACUGGGAUCUAGUCUCUUUAAUAUGUGCUUAUAAGGGUUAUGCAAUUGUAUUUAUUCAGGCAACGUAGGCAGUGAUUUUUAUUUUUUAUAACUAUAUCAUCAGUAUUGCGCUGCACACUUGCAGUUGGAGCCAUACAACGUAAAUGUAAUGGUAUGUACCCUUGUCAACAGCAUCUCCCUCAGUUACCAAAGUCAAAGGCCACAUGUGGCAUAAAAGGAAGUGAGGGAAACCAGUUAUCUAUCCGAAGCAUUCCAAAUAUCUAUUUUUACAUCAGGUGGCAGUAGUUGUAUAGGUUCACUCUCAUACACCAUUACCUGAGAAUAUUUCUAACACUUAAGUGUGGCUUGUGGCUUCCGUUUAGUUUUACAUAUAGUCAACUUUUUUGUUAGUGUCAUUGUGUCACCUUUUCAUUUUUUAUGUUUUGAGUUGUCCGGGGUGAUUUUUUUUUUUUUUUUUCCCCAAACGUGAUUGUUGUUACACAGGCACUUUAAAUGAUUGACAUCAGUUAUUAUUGUGUGAUCAGGCAUUUGAUCAAUAUUUUUGCACAAGGCUCAAGUCCUGGCUCCCUCUCCCCCUAAUGCACAAUCUUAUAUCAGUCAUUUUACUAGUUUCUCUGUUAGUGUGUUCAGGUGUUGGGAAGUUGGAGGGGGUGGAUUGUGGGUAAAACAGGCACAUAUUGUCACACUCAGCACCACAUGUUUAAACAGAGUGACUGUACUAGCUCUGAACAAGUCUAAAUACACCCCAAGUUUACCUCAGAUGUUUCCUCAAAUGUCAGCCAGGGAGCUUAGUCAGCAACCCUUAUUUCAUCACUGCUUCAGACUGCCAAGAGGACCUGGACCAUAUCAUGGGUUUUGUUUUUAAUGCCAUUAGUUCCAGCAGAGGUGAAAACGUUUGUCUUGGUUCUACAUUUUGCCAUCUGUGUUGGAUUGAACUUGGUUUUACAAAGUGUGCAAAGAAUGUUUGCACAUAAUACCUGUUUAGAUAUUUGGUAGGUUAAAGGUCCAGUGUGUAAAAUUUAGGGGGAUUUAGGGGUCUCUGAACACACAGAUAUGUAAUAAAUAAUCUCAUGUUUAAUAUCCAAAAUUUAGCUAACAUUAGUUAAUGAGCUAGCCUAAUUUAAUAAUUUGUCAAACUGAGGGGAAAUUACAGAUAAGUUUUUGUUUUGAGCCCUAGUUUAUCUAAUUUUCUGCCACCAUCCUGUAUAAGACAGACUUUUCUUUACAAAACAGACAUGUUUUUACUUAAGAAUUAAUUUGAAUAUUCUAUUUCAUUAUUAGUAAAAACCAAAGAUAACUUUAAAUUAAUUGCAGAACUCGUAUUUCAAAUACUGCUGACAGAAGUUGUUUCACAAAUACACAGAAUCAAACAUGUUUCUGGUAUGAAUCACAAAGUGGAAAACUGGAGGCUUUUUUGUGUUCGCCACUACCACAGGGGAUGGUGAGAAAGAUAUUUAGAUGGUUUCAAACCGCAACUUCACUGCUAUAUUUCACUAAAUAUUGCACACUGAACCUUUAUAUAAUAUUGUUUUAGACUUUGGCAGUGAGAAGUCUGAAUGAAUGUCUACAAAAAGGAAAAAUAUUUCCCCACACAAACAAACCAUCUUAUAUUGUGUCCUUUCUACAUCUGACUUUUCAGUCACUUCUUAAGCCUUAUUCCAAACUAGUCUUGACAGCUGUUGAACGCACACAGGUGGCUACAGCCAGCCUAGCCAGGUUUUUGGUAAAGUGGGGGAGAUUUUUGCUUUGGAUGGAAAAGUAGCAGGUGUAGUAGAACAGUAUGGGCACUGUUGAGCUGUGUGCGUUCUUAUGAAACCUUGCAGAGCUGGUGACUCAUCGGUAACACAGCUCAUUUUUCACAGUCUGCCUUGGUUCAAGUUGACCUCAGACUUACUCUGGACAUAGGAGUAAAACCAGUUUUCCACUGGUUGGUCUGCUCAUUCAGGAAUAUUACACUUGGCAAUAAACUCUAUAUUUGUAAUGUAAAUAACAUUAGCUAUCAGUCAAUCUGAACAAUAGGAAAAUGUUAUUAAAAAAAACAAUGUAUACUGUUAUCGUUUAUUUUUGGGUUUUUUUUACAUGUUUUUAUAUACAUAGUGUUAACAUUGCCAAAUUGAGGUUUCUUUAAGAUUUUCAAAAUUUGUGUAUGAAGCAAUUACUGUGUUUUAUUUGAAUACAUCUGUAUCACUGCUUUAAUCUGACAAUAUACAUAUAAAUAUAAAUAUAUAUAUAUAUAUAUAUAUAGCUGUAUAUAUAUCAGUGUUAUUGUAUUUCAGUAUACAAAGCAUUAAAUCAACAAGAAAUCAAUCAUUUAUAUGUAGUAAUCACACUCCACUGAAUAUGAAGCUGUUGGUACUUCUAAUAUUGCAUGAGGUGUCUUAAAUAAAGAAAACCCUUUAUUAUUGUG